UUAAUCAACCCUGAGUUGAAACACAAAACAUAUAUACCAUUCUUGAAGAAGUAAAAAUGGUUGCCACCACCUUCCUUAUACUGACCAUCAUUUCCAAGACAUGCAUUAUUGCUUUAUCAACCAAUAUAUCUUCACCAAAAUUAUUCCCUGCCAUUUUGAUCUUCGGAGAUUCAACGGUGGAUACUGGGAAUAACAAUUACCUAAUUAACGCAUUUUUUAAGGGUAAUCAUUACCCUUAUGGCAAAGAUUUCCCCGGUCAUGUUCCUACAGGAAGGUUUUCUAAUGGAAAACUUGUACCUGACUUCAUUGCCUCUAUGCUAAAUAUCAAAGACAUUGUUCCGCCAUUCCUGAAACCAAACCUCUCGGAUGAGGAACUCCUAACCGGUGUCAGCUUUGCUUCAGCAGGAGCCGGAUAUGAUGAUUUGACUACUGUUGCAUCCGGAGCCAUCUCAUUUUCUAAGCAAGUUGAUGACUAUUUCAAGAAAUACAUAGAAAGAAUUCAGGGUAUAGUAGGAGAGAAAGAAGCAAAAAAGAUAGUUAAACGAGCUUUGGUUCUAGUAAGUGCAGGAACCAAUGACUUUGGCUUCAAUUUCUAUAACACACCCACAAGAAGGUUAGAGUUUGAUAUUAAUGGGUACCAAGAUUUUCUGCAGAAAAAUCUGAAGAAGUACAUUGAGGAACUUUAUGAUCUUGGCUGUCGUAAAAUAGUAGUUUCUGGGCUUCCUCCUAUCGGCUGCUUGCCUAUUCAAAUGACUGUAAAAUUUGAGAACCCCUCGGAUCGAAAAUGUUUAGAGGAUGAGAAUUUUGAUGCUCAAACUUACAACUACAAGCUUUCAAAGCUGUUAGCUCGUUUACAGGCAUUGCUUCCUGGAAGCAAACUUGUGUAUGCAGAUAUCUAUGGCCCAUUGAUCGAUAUGAUCAAUCAUUCACAGAAGUAUGGUUUCGUGGAAACAAAUAGAGGGUGUUGUGGGACCGGUUUACUGGAAGCGGGACUAUUUUGUAAUUCGCUUACGCCGCCAUGUAACGACGUGUCAAAAUACUUGUUCUGGGACAUCGCACAUCCAAGUGAAGCAGCUUAUCAGUUUCUUUCUGUACAUUUCGAAAAGGAAGUCCUUCCCAAGCUCUUACAAUAACCAUUCACAGCCGCUGACAUAUUCAAUUGGAUAAAUGAAGGCUUACUGAUGGCAAAGAGCUACCAUGUUUCUGCCAUUAGAUAGCUUCACGUUAAGAAGAAAUGGGAAAUACAGCGCUAUACUGUGUAAAUGCUUAAUGUUUAUUAUAAUUUAAGAUAUGCAUUGUAUCAUGUGUAUAUAAUCAUUAAUAUUUAUAAUUUAAAUUGGAUA
Messenger RNA from Ziziphus jujuba (common jujube), 1343 nucleotides. RefSeq names its product GDSL esterase/lipase At2g30310. Gene Ontology annotation, molecular function: hydrolase activity, acting on ester bonds. The record is from RefSeq and is a predicted model, not a curated record. NCBI's taxonomy places the organism in Eukaryota, Viridiplantae, Streptophyta, Magnoliopsida, Rosales, Rhamnaceae. Bases 57 to 1133 code for a protein of 358 amino acids. The transcript has 3 exons.